AUGGUUAAUGGCAUUCGGAGCACUACUCGGGCAUUCGGAGCGUUUCACGAUAAUAAGCUGCUGCUGCCGCCGGUCGUCUUCGUCGGCGUUCUUCCUUCAAUUUCGUCGGUUGGUGCUGCUGCUGCUGCUUCGUCGGACCUUGCUUCUGCUGCUGCCGCUGGUCUGCUUUCACCCAUUGCCGGUGCUACUGCUGCCGCCGUUCUUCUUUUCCGCCGUUCUGCUGCUACAGUCGUCGGCAUGCUGCUUCUUUGCCAGCGUGCUUCUUCUUCAUCGACGUCCUGCUUUGUCGGCGUGCUUCUUUGCCGCCGCCGUCUGCUGCUCUUCGUUCUCGGCCAUCGGGCUGCACAACGUCGGCGACAGCUUGGACAGCUCUUCAGCAGGGUUUCGACACUCUUUCUCAUGCACAACAGACCCAGCUUGUUAUGGAGCUCCAUAGCUUUGCAAAAAGGUGACUUAUCGGUCAUAGCUCUCCUCUCCAAAGCGAAGGGUAUCGCAGAUACACUGCAACUUGCCAGUCAUCGCAUAUCUCCAGCGGAGUUCAAUGCCAUCAUCUUUCACAAGCUUGGAGCCGAAUUCAAUGGUAUCAUCGGAGCUUUGCAGCAGCGAUCCGAACCCCCCUCCUAUCAAGAUCUCCUUAGACAGUUAGUUUCGUAUGAGGUGCUUCUUCACGCCCAACAACCGGUUCUUCAGCCCUCGGCCAUGCUUGUGCAGUCGCCACCUGCUCCUACGCCGCCUCAAUUCUCUCGUGCCGGUCGCUCGCAAUGCGGCGGCCGGCGCAACUAG
Oldenlandia corymbosa var. corymbosa is the source of this 783-nucleotide messenger RNA. The record is from the annotation of a GenBank genome assembly. NCBI's taxonomy places the organism in Eukaryota, Viridiplantae, Streptophyta, Magnoliopsida, Gentianales, Rubiaceae.